AGGAUUGAUGCCAGCCAGGCUGCCUCAAGAGGAGGUGGAACAUGAGGCCAUGCCAUUAGCGUCCUGUUUGGCUUCGGCAUGAGAUUCAUCUGUGACACCUACAUCGUCCUUGCUUGGAACAGCAGGACAGAAAGCAGCCCUGGUGCUUGCUCCUGUGCUGACGAGCACACUGAAGUACAGCAGAACAGAAGGCAAGGCCACAGAAAAGAGGACCCAAGUCAGGAGCAGAAGCAGGUGACAUCUGGACUCUCCAUUCUUUGGAAACAGCUAUUUUAAUAGCUCCACUUUACUGCAGCUAUUUUGACAGGGAGAUAUUUUUGUUUGGCCCCAAAAUUUAGCUGAGAAAUGAUCAGCUUUUCAAAAAAGUGAUAAAUAAAGUGGAUGUUUCAUACUCCA
Molecule: messenger RNA, 396 nt
Organism: Chinchilla lanigera (long-tailed chinchilla)
Lineage: Eukaryota; Metazoa; Chordata; Mammalia; Rodentia; Chinchillidae
Gene: Smim2
Product: small integral membrane protein 2
Source: RefSeq, a predicted model, not a curated record